This is a messenger RNA of Numida meleagris (helmeted guineafowl), 12871 nucleotides long. RefSeq names its product EPH receptor A6 (gene EPHA6). The record is from RefSeq and is a predicted model, not a curated record. Lineage: Eukaryota; Metazoa; Chordata; Aves; Galliformes; Numididae. Bases 60 to 3215 code for a protein of 1051 amino acids. Gene Ontology annotation, molecular function: transmembrane-ephrin receptor activity; ATP binding; protein binding. Gene Ontology annotation, biological process: cell surface receptor protein tyrosine kinase signaling pathway; protein phosphorylation; axon guidance. Gene Ontology annotation, cellular component: plasma membrane; neuron projection. The transcript has 19 exons.
CGCCGCGGCGUUCCCCGGCGGCCUGAAGGAGGACGCGGGGCGCUCGGCGGGCCCCAGCCAUGGGGUGUUGCGAGGCGCGGGGGCUGCUCUGGAGAUUCGGCCUCUUCCUCCCCCUGCUGACGGCGCGCCCCGCAGCCGGCGGACACGGCUCCUCUAACCAAGUUGUGCUGCUUGAUACUACAGCUGUCCUUGGAGAACUAGGUUGGAAGACAUUUCCUUUAAAUGGGUGGGAUGCCAUAACUGAAAUGGAUGAACACAAUCAUCCCAUUCAUACCUACCAGGUAUGUAAUGUGAUGGAACCAAACCAAAACAACUGGCUUCGAACAAACUGGAUUUCCCGUGAUGCUGCACAGAAAAUUUAUGUGGAAAUGAAGUUUACCCUGAGGGACUGCAACAGUAUUCCAUGGGUAGUGGGAACCUGCAAGGAAACUUUUAAUCUCUACUACAUGGAAUCAGAUGAGUCUCAUGGAUUAAAAUUCAAGCCAAACCAGUACACUAAAAUUGAUACUAUUGCAGCUGAUGAGAGCUUUACCCAGAUGGACUUGGGUGAUCGCAUUCUUAAACUCAACACAGAAGUUCGUGAGGUUGGGCCAAUAAACAAGAAAGGAUUUUAUCUUGCUUUUCAGGACAUUGGAGCGUGUAUUGCAUUGGUCUCAGUCCGUGUUUAUUACAAAAAGUGCCCUUUCACAGUCCGUAACUUGGCCGUGUUUCCUGAUACUAUUCCAAGGGUUGAUUCUUCCUCUUUGGUGGAAGUGCGGGGCUCCUGUGUGAAGAGCGCUGAGGAGCGUGAUACUCCAAAAUUGUAUUGUGGAGCAGAUGGGGAUUGGCUUGUGCCUCUUGGACGAUGUAUCUGCAGUGUAGGAUACGAAGAACUGGAUGGUUCCUGUCAUGCUUGCAGGCCUGGAUUCUAUAAAGCAUUUGCUGGAAAUGUAAAGUGCUCCAAGUGCCCUCCACAUAGUUCGACCUAUGUUGAAGCAACUUCAGUCUGUCAGUGUGAGAAGGGUUACUUCAGAGCUGAGAAAGAUCCACCAACUAUGGCAUGUACCCGGCCACCUUCUGCUCCCAGGAAUGUGAUUUUUAACAUUAACGAAACAGCUCUUAUGUUGGAAUGGAGCCCACCAAGUGAUACCGGAGGAAGAAAAGAUCUCACUUACAGUGUCAUCUGUAAGAAAUGUGGGUCAGACGCGAGCCAGUGUGAGAUAUGUGGGGGAGGAAUCCGCUUCAUCCCCAGGCACACGGGUCUCAUCAACUCCUCCGUGACAGUGCUGGACUUUGUGUCACAUGUGAACUACACCUUUGAAAUUGAGGCCACGAACGGCGUCUCGGAGAUGAGUUUCUCUCCCAAGCAGUUCACAGCUAUCACGGUUACCACAGACCAAGAUGCACCCUCCUUGAUAGGUAUGGUAAGGAAGGACUGGGCUUCCCAAAACAGCAUUGCCCUCUCCUGGCAAGAGCCGGACUUUCCCCAUGGAGCCAUUCUGGACUACGAGAUCAAGUACUAUGAGAAAGUCUACCCACGGAUAGCGCCGGCAUUUUGGCACUACCUGCGGGUAGAAGAGCAUGAGCAGCUCAGCUAUUCCUCCACAAGGUCCAAGGCUCCAAGUGUUAUCAUCACAGGUCUCAAGCCAGCCACCAAGUAUAUAUUUCAUAUCAGAGUCAGGACGGCAGCAGGAUACAGCGGCUAUAGCCAGAAGUUUGAAUUUGAAACUGGAGAUGAAACUUCUGAUAUGGCUGCAGAGCAGGGACAGAUUCUUGUGAUUGCCACUGCUGCCGUUGGUGGAUUCACUCUCCUGGUCAUCCUCACUUUGUUCUUCCUGAUCACUGGGAGAUGCCAGUGGUACAUAAAGGCCAAAAUGAAAUCUGAAGAGAAAAGAAGGGCUCAUUUGCAAAAUGGAAAUUUACGUUUCCCAGGAAUCAAAACAUAUAUUGAUCCAGAUACAUAUGAAGACCCAUCUCUUGCUGUCCAUGAAUUUGCAAAGGAGAUAGAUCCUUCAAGAAUUCGUAUUGAGAGAGUUAUUGGGGCAGGUGAAUUUGGGGAAGUAUGCAGUGGACGUCUGAAGACACCAGGAAAAAGAGAGAUACCUGUUGCAAUUAAGACUCUAAAAGGUGGUUAUAUGGACAGGCAAAGAAGAGAUUUCCUGAGAGAAGCUAGUAUAAUGGGUCAAUUUGAUCACCCAAAUAUAAUUCGUCUUGAGGGAGUUGUUACAAAAAGAUCCUUUCCGACCAUUGGGGUGAAGUCUCUUUCGAGAUUCCUGAGGGCGGGAUUUUUAAAUAGCAUCCUGACCUCACAUCCAGUCUCAGGGGGUGGAUCUUUACCCCCCAGCAUUUCCUCUGGCAGACCAGUAAUGAUUGUAGUUGAAUACAUGGAGAAUGGAUCCCUUGACUCCUUUCUGCGGAAACAUGAUGGCCACUUCACAGUCAUCCAGCUGGUUGGCAUGCUGCGGGGAAUUGCAUCUGGCAUGAAGUACCUCUCAGACAUGGGCUAUGUACACCGUGAUCUGGCAGCCCGUAAUAUUUUGGUCAACAGCAACCUCAUGUGUAAAGUCUCUGACUUUGGUUUGUCACGAGUGUUGGAGGAUGAUCCGGAAGCUGCUUACACAACCAGCGGUGGAAAAAUUCCCAUCCGGUGGACUGCUCCUGAAGCUAUAGCUUACCGCAAGUUCUCUUCAGCAAGCGAUGCGUGGAGCUAUGGGAUUGUAAUGUGGGAAGUCAUGUCCUAUGGUGAGAGACCAUACUGGGAGAUGUCCAACCAGGAUGUUAUACUGUCUAUUGAAGAAGGUUACAGGCUACCAGCUCCCAUGGGCUGCCCAGCUUCUCUUCACCAGCUCAUGCUUCACUGCUGGCAAAAGGAGAGGAACCACCGUCCAAAAUUUAGCGAUAUUGUCAGCUUUCUGGACAAACUGAUCCGCAAUCCAAGCACCCUUCAUACCCUAGUGGAGGAUGUACUUGUAAUGCCAGAUUCACCUGGUGAAGUUCCAGAAUUUCCUUUGUUUGUUUCAGUUAGUGACUGGCUGGACUCCAUAAAAAUGGGUCAAUAUAAAAAUAACUUCAUGGCAGCAGGUUUCACAACUCUAGAUAUGGUUUCAAGAAUGAGUAUUGAUGACAUUAGAAGAAUUGGAGUUGUACUCAUUGGACACCAGAGACGAAUAGUCAGCAGUUUACAGACUUUGCGGUUACACAUGAUGCACAUACAGGAGAAAGGAUUUCAUGUAUGAAAGUACUAGAAUCAACUGUGUUUUGUGCCUCAACAUUUCCAAAAUGGAAAAUAUUCUCAUUCUUCCCUUCUGCUCUUCUCAACUUCAAGAACUGCAGUCUCCUGGUUAGACUCCAAAAGUACUUCUACGUUAAUGCUUCCAAACUGGAAUUUUUAAUCACACUGCAUAGCUCCUCCGUCAGUUAUCUGCCAAUAAAAUCCUGACCUACUGCAAGACUUGCUACACAUUGAUGAAUAAUAACUCAGCAACUCAGCAUGGAUGUGUAACUUUGUAUAACAGUAUCUGGGAAACUUUCACAAACUUACUUGAAAGUAGUAAUCCAUUUGGCCUGGUGUGGCUUCUUUAUCGAUGUAUUUAGAGUUUGCUGGUAGAUCAAAACGUAUUUGACUUCUUUCAUGUUCUGUGACCAUGUAACUUCCAAUACCAAAUGUGCAAUCAAGAAGUUUCACUUAAAUAUUUAUUUUAUCUCUUAAUUAAAUCAAAAUGUAUGGGUCCUAUUGUUAUAUUACUUUAUAAUAGUUUAAAUGCUGGUAAGCCGGUGCCUCAAAAUGUUAGCAUUGUUUGCAAAAAUGACUGAUGAUUUUAUGUAGUGAGUUUUCAUUGUGUUGGAAUUGGGAGGAUAGUGAGAGAAAUCUGGCUUAAAUCUUCAGGUCCUUGAUUCUGAAUUACUUUAGCACGCGACACUUUUUAUGCUUUAAAUUUUAGAUUAGGUCGGAAUAUUUAUUCAGCCCUAGAUCUUUUUCUUUCUUUUUUUUUUUUAAUAGUCAGCAUUUGCCUCUACUCCGUGGCAAAUUGUCACCAGAAAGCUGAUUGUAAUGUUUCCAUAACUACAUGUAAAACAUGGUUGUCAGCUAUACUGUGGUCACACAGACUUCAGAAAGUUUUCUGUUCCAAAAAUGUAGGCCUCCACAACUUGAACUACGUAUCAUUUCCACCAGUGGUAGUAGACUUAGAGGGCCAACCAUCAGUGGGGUGCUGGAGCAGAUUGGCCAUAGCAUCAUCCAAUUGAAGGUAGCGGUACAGCCACAAACUAAUGCUGGAAGUUACACUCUGUGGUGUUUGGUUUUAUUAUACAUAGGCAGAAAAGGAGACAUAGGACAGCAGUGUAAUAAUAUGUUGCCUUGAGUCUACUUCUAACUGCUUUUAGAAGUGAAAAGCAGACUCUGCUGAAAUGGAGUUCUGGUUUCUAUGGGGGCCAGAUCUUCAUUUAGUACAAAUACCUAAAUGACAUCGAAGAUAAUUACCUUUAGAACUCUUCAAUAGCCAUAUUUACAUGCAAGAUGGCUGCAAAGGCCUCACAUAAUAUUUGUACCUCUGUAAGACUUACAGCUUUCAUGUUUUAUUCAGACAACUUACACACAUGUGCUAGGCUACAUUUCCAAACUUUUGCAUGGGAUAUGCGCUACUAGGAACUGGGACACGAGCGCAUGUCUGCGAGCUGGAGAAGUCACACGCAGAUCUACAUGCAUGUCACAUGUAAACUGGGUGCAGAUGCUUUUGUUAAUUUAUACAUAGUUUGGAGGACAUUCUUAAGUUACAUGGCAUUUCAGCAUUUCAAUAUAAACAUUAUUCAAUAUAAACAUUGCAGAUCUUCAGUUAAAUCGUGCGUUUGGGUAAUUACUAUAAUAUAUAUGUAUAUCAAAAUGAAUUAACUACGUUAUGUAAUCAUAAUGAUAUUUAGUGCUUAAUUUGCAGCUUGUAAAUCGAAUUGUAUUUCCUGACUCUCUAAAAGGCUGCCAUUAUAUACUGGUGGCAAAAAAGGAAAAGCAGAAAGCAACUCAGAAAAGAUUAGGCUUCCAACUGGUUCACAGAGUAAGACAUGCUAGGCCUGAUUCACUGUUGUUUCCUUAUGCUGGAAUAACUUCAUUCAUUUAAAUGGGAUACCAGUAGUGAACUGCAGAAAUUUUUUCUUUCUUCUGUUAAAAAAAAAAAAAAAACCAGAUUUAACUGAAGAAAAAGUUUUCUAAAGAUAAGGAUUCUCCAGUGUUCUAUGAUGUCAAUUUGAUAAGCAUGUUUAAAGAAGGGCAAUGUCAGUCUUAUUUUAGCUACAAAGAUAAUUUUAUCAGCAUGAGUAGUCCCACUGACCUCAGUUUAAUAAAUUCUGCCCCAGUUCCUAAUCUGAGCUUUUAGGGUUUUUUCUGGAAGGGUUCCCUUAGAGAUAAAUUCAUACUUACCUUAAGCCUUUUAAAAAAACAGCAACAUUACAGAGUAAUUUAAGACUUGAUUUUCCUUUAUUAUUUUGUUUUCUAUUAUGCCAGUCAUUGCUUUUAUGGCCAUCAAUGUGACACCUAUGAAAGGAGCCUCUCACAUUUAAAUUUCUUACUGAGGAGAUAUGAGUCUGUUAUUUGUUAGUGGAGUUUCAAAAUUGCUCAUAACUGGACCAGACCAUGAGAGUGCACUUUCAAAUUCCCCUUUGCACAUUUUUUCAUUCCUGGUAGUGUGUACGCAAAGCAGUAUGUUACAUGCACACAACCUGGGUAUAUUUCAUGGAAAUUAAUUUCCAAAUGUAUCACACUACUGAAAAUAUAUUUUCAAAUAAUAUAUAACAGCAAUAUAAAAACAUUUAUUAAUCAGAUCUAUUUUUUAUAUGAAUAAGAAUUUGGGUAACCAGAAAGAAAAGAAGAAGGGAUUUAAGUGAUAAUAUUUAUUAAAAACAUUGUAAGUCCAGGAUUUUUUGGGUUUAUAUGGUUUACAUUUUUGUUUUGGUGGUGCAAUAUGACACUUUUAUAAUAGUUGUUCUAAUCAAAUUUACAUUUGCCCCAUUUUGGAAACAUUUUAUUUGCUCUUGUUAUGUUUCCAAGCCUACUCUUCCAUUUUAUUCAGCACAAAGAAAAGUGCUACUGUUAUGGCUGUUUAUCUUUUUGUUCAUUUAAAAACAAGAACAAACAAACAUGGUGUUUUUCAAAUGUGAGCUCAAUUUUGUGCAGGCCAGAAGUGCAUAUGUGAAACUCAAGUAACUUCCUUUAUUGCAGGGAAUACUUUCUUUGGGUGAAAAUUACUUUAUUUAGUUAACCUGCAUAUUGUAGUGCGCAGUUACUGAUUAAAUUUAACAAAUUUAAGUAAAUCUGGAAAGCUGUUAAUGAAAAUCCAGCCAACAUUGCAUGGUGUUUCAUGACUAAAAGUACUUAUUGAAAGUUAAUGAAAUAAGGACUGCAUGAUAUGCAAGCCCCCUUAAAAUUGAUUAAAAUGUGGACAUAAGGAAAUAGUUCCAAGCUAGCUAUUUACAAGUGAUAUCCAUGUGCAGGCUUUUCUAACAGACCUGGCAGUCAUGCAUCUAGACCAAAUCCAUCUGUACUGUUAGUGCUACCGUGUACAAGACUUCAGAUGAUAGCUUUAGUGAGGGCCUUUAUCUGCUGGGCAGGAAAACUGGAAACCUUUGAAAAAGAGAGGACCCCAUGUGUAAUGCUGGUGUUGAAAUUAAAUGAGUAACAGCAUAAUGUCUGUCCAAUAAAAGCUUAGGUGCAUGCUAUGCUGUAAUACAUCAGCAUCAGGCUAUCCUACAAGUGCAAAUAGUACACUCAGCAAGUAAUUCAAGCAACUUAAUUGCUCUGAACAAAGCAUUCUGUGUCAGAAGCUGGUUUAUUCUGACACAGGAUUCAGACUGUAACACUUUGAUUUUUUGUAAUUUAAGACUCGCUGUUUUCCAUUGUUAUAGAUAUGCUGAGCCAAAUGGAGCUCCUGAGCUCCAUGAAGUUCUUUUUCAAUGCAGAUUCAUAGAGGAUCCAAACAUGGGUUGUAAGUAACAUGCAGAUGCCCUUUAUUCAGAUGCAGUAGAGAUUUAUUAUGUGGAAGAGCUGAGAAUGUGGAGGUACCUAGUAAGAGGGAAUUUACCACAGCAAUUCCCAUGUUAGAAUGACCCCGUGGAACUAUGUCAGCCACCAAAAUAAAGCAGCAUAUAAUGUAGUUUAACAUGCAGUGAAGGCCAGUUACUCCAUUUUAGGUAGCCCCAUUGCAAACUGAAGAAUGUUUUCAGUUAUUUUAACUCAGCUGAUGGAACGGUUCUGCAGGAUGCAUCCUGGCAGCUGAGAGUUUCUCUUGUAAACACACAAUACCUGUAACUACCCCUUCACAGGCUCAGUCUAUCUUGGUAUAUGCACUGCACAGAUUGGGAAGGAGGGCUCACGUCUAAUCCAGUCUAAUACAUCUUUUAUAGUAACCAAAGUUAGAGUAUUAAUAAAUAGGCUUUGGUCUAUUGCAUCUUCUAGGAAAAGUAUUAAAAACUGAGGUACUUCAUUUAUCAUGGCAUUUGUGCAUGGUUGAAGAGUGCUGUACUCUGUUAAACAGAUUUAUUUUGGAAUGCCCUUGCUCACUAACUAUAAUUGAUCUUUCCUGAGUAAAUUGCAAAGAUAAUAUUUUCUUCCUUUAUUAACAGUACUUUUUUUUUUCUUUUUUUUUUUUUUGAGAGCAAGAGAGAGAUCUGUUAGGUUGGGCUAACACAGAGUACUACAGUGAUCUUGAAAUCUCUCAGAUAGACAAAUGAAUUUGUACUGAAAAGGGAAAACAAAAAUCUAAAAAGAUUAGAAUAAGGUGAAAAAGGAAAACUGCCCAUAUUGUGCCAGGGAGCUCUAACAAAACCAAAGGAAAUGGCACAAAAAUGUUCCAUGUAUUUAGAGUCUACAAAUAUCUCCUACCAUCAUCUACUGUACACUGCUCAUCUGUGAAUGCUAUGGCUGUAUAGAGAUCCUCAGAUUAUGGACUAGGAGAUGUUGAGUACAUAAUAAUGGAUAUAAAAAAUAUGUGGAUGUGUAUAUAAAGAAUUGUAAAUAUAAUGUGUAUCAUAAUGCUUGAGAUUUUUCAAGCGUACAUAAAUUAAUUACCUGGCUCCCAAUAAUGGUAAUAGGGUUGAUCUUCUCCACUGGCACUUAAAAUUUUAAGCUUCCCAAAAUUCCUUGGCUUUUUGUCUGGAAAUGGAGCACAGCCUCUCUCUUUCUCCCUUCACAGGCAGGAAAAAAAGAACUUUUUUAGUUAGAUCUGGUCCAUGCUAUAAAAAGUUUGAGUACCUCUGCUGAAGUCACCAAAGAUGAACAGUAUAUAAAUGAUUUUCUUUUAAAUAGUCAUUUAUAGACUCAUUUGAGGUUAAAAUAGGGGAAAAUUUCAAGGGAAUGUGAGUAAUGAUAUGUCAGUAUAUUCUAUAAAGAGGUAUGUUGAAAUUUAGAAAGGAAAAACAAAAAGGAUUAAUGAAAGAACAGAAGGCUAAAAAAUGAGUAGGUUAAAAUAAAUGUCCAUAUUUUAUAUGUGAAAUAACACCAGUUCACAUAGUGAAAUCUAUUUGUGUGCAUGUUUCUUUGAAUAUUCUACAUCAGUAUUUCUUACUUUUCUUUCACACAGGAGAUUUCAUAUGUACAUCUCUCUUCCACAAAGGUUUAACAUAUUAUCUGAUUUUUCAUACCUGUCUAAUUAAACGGAAGUUAAUAAGGCUAAGUCAUGGCACUGAAGAUAUGGAAAAAUAUAUUAAGAUCAAUCUCAAAAUCAUUUCAAGCUUUCAGCUCUUCUGCUUUGUUCAUGUCCCAAAUUUUCAACUAUGUCUAAGUAUCUGAGUACUUGACUAGUUGGUAACUAUACCUGUGUCCCAGAAAUAAUGUAUGUACUGUACCAUGUUCAGAAACACCUGAAUGUGUAAACAGUUCAGUGCUUGUGUGGCUUAAUUCAGAUAAGAAGGCUGACUAGAAAUUGAACUAUUAUCAUGAGUAGAGUUAGGCACAAAAUGCUUGCAAAUCCAAGCCCUUAUAGAAUAUUUGUAAGGCAGAAUGAGAUAACAUAAUUUUGUCCUUUUUAAAUUUAGUUCUACAUAUGGUUUCCUUGAGAGUCCCCCGUAUUCAUUGUUAUUAUGAGAAAACCUUCUGUUUCAUACAAGUUUUGGGGAAUAAUCUCUAACAUGCAAGCUGAUUACAACUUCAGGAAUACUAAUACUUCUCAUUAUUGACAACUCAGUAAAGAACUGCUAAGCAACACGUAGAUAAGGCAAAACCCUGGGACUGAUAACUCAAAAUCACAAAGAAAUCUACCUGUCUGUAUUGUGAACUUUGCCUGGAUGCCUGGAGCCUUGUUUGUUUGGAGAGUAACCUUGCAUCUAGGAUCUGGAAAAUCAAAUUUAGGGAAAAUCUGCACUAGAAUCCAAUUAUUUAUUUCUGAUUGUGAAUUAUUAAAAAUAAUGCCUGUUGAAUCAGUAUGGGGAGUAUUUUCAUAGUACUAACACAGCAUAAUGUUCUGGGGGUCCUCUGGAGCAGUAACAGGAAACAAUCUAUUUGCCGGUUUUCCAGGCUCCAGCAUGUGACAAAAAAAAAGGUACAGUUGUCAUAAUUUAGAUUAGAAUCUCCAGUAGACACAAUUUUAUUUUCUAAACAUAUAAAUGAAGAACUAAUUUAUCUUCUUGUUGCAUGUUGGCUUUUUUGAGAGGAACCUAAAAAAACAUUAAAAAGGAGAGCUGUCUAGUUGAGUGGCUUAUGCACCAAAUUUUCAAUUCUCUCACGUUCAGACUGAGUUCUACUUGAUAAUGAGAAGCAAAAAAGGAAAAGCAAAGCAAGAAUAUGUUUUAGCAAGCUGAAUGCUUUGAUUCAUAUAACUUACUAUCACCAUCUCUUUAAGUACUGCAUAAGAUUAGAUGAAAAAGACAGAAAAUACAGCCAGUGUUUCAAAUCUGAAGAUCCUUUAGUUACUAAAUGCCAACUUCACAAUUACAUUUUUGCCUUGGGAUGGUUCUACUCUAGAUUUCCUAUUAUUUUCACAUUCUCAUGAAGGAUUUUAAUAAUUUUUUUUAUUAAUUCCAGCGAUGAUUACGUAAUUGUGCGAGGAAUUAGUUUCAUUGUUGAUAGGCACUGUUUUGUUGUGGCAUAAGAGUUUGAUACUGACUUCAGUGUCAGUAGUAUGAAGUUCUAUCUUACAGAAACAGUUGUAGGAUUCAGCUCUCCUAAUAAAUUCUCCCUUUCUGCAUUCUACUACUGGCACGGUUGAUUUGAUGUUAGAGAACCAACAUUUAUUAGUAUGCAUGCUGUCUUGCCGUUCAAAUGUAUUACUAAAACUUUAUGUGAGUUUUAAUUUCUUUCUUGAGUGUUCCAGGUUGAGAUUAGCUUGAUCAUCCAAAAUCACUUAAAUCCAUAAGUAGCCAUCAAUGGACUGAAAUAAGGUUUUGGACCAAGGGUUUCCAAAGAUUUGUAUGGAAUGGAUGCCCUGCUUUAAUAAGGGGAAAGAGUGCACUGAUCAUAAAAGGCAAUGCUGCUACCUCAGGAAUGUGGCAAAAAAGAUUAUGGUUACCUUCAGUUUGGCACAAGCAAGGUACAAAACACGGUUGCUGCACUGUUGUUCUAUCUGGAAUGGGUUCAUCACUGAGUUUGGAGUAAGUAAAACAAACCUACUAAUCUAACAGAAUUACUCCAGUGUGUAAUAGAAAUGUUUUGGUGUUGUUUUUUUCUUAGAAAAUUUCCCAAAGUCCUGGAUUUAAAUCCACCUUCCCCAUCAACAAAGAAUACAACCUUUAUUUGUAGGAUUUGUCACUCUUUUCUUCUUUAACACACAGCAUUAUAUAAUAUGAUCUCCCCUUCAGAAUAGCAGUUCUAGCUAUUUUCCUCUUUGAAUGAACUCUGUUAUACACUCCUAGUGCAAUGCAGCAUAAGGUUUGAGAUUUGCCAGUUAAUUAAUGGCACAGCAGCAAAUAAAAUAAAUAAUGCCCUCCUAGUGGUUCUGUUUACUGGACUCUUUCAUUAAUACCAUAUUUCAAGAAAACCAUGCUACUCUAAAAUACCCAACACAUAGACACAAACAUUUUAAAACUUAUGACCAUGAUUCUGUAUCAGCUUCUCUCCAAGAAACAGUUUGAUUUGAAUUGGCCGUAUAUCAUUUUUUGAUGUCAUUUCUUCUGCAGCUAUUUCUUCUUCUGACUUUUGUUCAUGAGGAAGAAAGUUAUUUCAGAUAGGAGUAGGAAAAGUUGUUUCUUGGUUAAUUCUGGUGAAGGAAUUGGACUUUAUCAGUAUUUCAGUAUAGGUUGUUCUUACCUAGAACCAUGGGUCCAAUGUCAGAAUUCCCUUAUGGUAUCAGUUACAUCAGACAUGGUGCUGUCAUGGUUGAAAACCUGAAGACUAACAAAAGGGGCUUGCUCUUGUUUGGUGCAGUACAACUCUUAUUGACUUCAGUAACAACAGCAGAUACUCUGCACUCCUCAGGAUUGCUUCUGCAGUUUAACCAGGAAAAGAAAGGCUUAAGAAAGAUCACAUGAAACCAUAUUUACUGAAAGGCAACUGUUUACUUUCUAGCAAAUCAAACUUCAUCAAUCAAGUUGGUGUCAGUUGUUUUAAUUUUCUCAUCUUUUUUUAAAAUUUCAUUUGCAGAAAAAAAAUACAAGAAAAAUAUUUGUUUACCUUCCAAAAAUUAGCUUUCAUUUUCUCUUGGGAUAUAAUGUAGUCAGUAUGCUUUCUCAGGUUAGCCUCUAUUUCUUUGUGCUGGUUUUAAAUGCAUAUGAAUUAAAGAAGUUUUGAUCUCUAUCUCUUCUGUGAAAUUAGAUUGUACACAAUUAAAUAAGACUGCUCUUCAUAGUCUGCUGUUCUUGCAUAGCCAUAAAAUGUAUCAAUGUAUCAAUGUAUGUGUAUAUAUGAAUAACUACUUGAUGACAGACACAUUAUAUAUUUAAGCAGCCAUGUCAAAACUUUAAAGGUAGAUGACUUCAAAAGUAACAGUAUAAUCAUACUUGCAAACCAUUUUACAGAGAAACCAUGGCCUCAGCCCAGAUCUCAUUUCCUUAUCAGUACUCUGGAAACCACUUUUUUUCUUUAAAGACCCCAGAUCACAGUUGUUUUUCAGCUGCUUUUUUUUCUUCUCACCAAGAUAUAUUUGAAUAGUGAUGACUACCUGUAACUGAAUCUUCACCAUCCAUCUCACAGAAAAGCAACCUUGGCACUGUGCCUCUAAGUUGUAUCUUCAUUGGUCUGAACCUGUGUCGCACUGCACACAGCAGGCAAGGUCUACUAAUUUGGAGAGACUGAACAUUCCGUAGCAGGUACUGUGACCGCCCCACUGUUCAGAACAACUUUUUUUCAUGUAGUUUACCUCCCACACAUGCUCCAAGCACAUUUUUUCUUUCUCUUUUGAACGGUUUAUAACAGUAUUGCAGGAGUCACCAUGAAAUAAAAACCGUAGUACUGAUUCUGCAGACCGAAGAGGAAUUUACAUUAGAAGUGAAGUUAUUAUUUUCUGAAAAGUGGCGUUAUCAUUUUUUAAUCCUAUUCCUAUGAUAAUACGAUGUUCCAUGUAAAUUCUCAUGUGCUGGCAUGCCUACGAGUUAAUAGUGUAAUAGAAUGCUCAGCUCUCAACAUUAGAGUGUUUUUAAGGUGAAUUGCAUUACAUAUGCCAUCUCUUUGCAGAAAGAAUAUGGGGUUUGGCAAAGCUACCUGCUGAGCAACAUAAUAAGAUUUUUGUACAAAGUACAAGUUACUGAUUAUUAUUGUAUUUUAUUUUUCUAUGAUUUCCUAAGAGGCAUUAUCAGGUCUUACAGAUGGGGUAAGCCUGUUUAUUAAGAUAUUUAUUAGCAAAUAAAAGUUACAGUACUGGUGGUUAUUUUUGAGUUAAUGGUGUUUGUUUUGCCUUAGGUUACUAAUAUAAUGAUACACAGUGAAGCCUGUCAUACAUGAUCAUGCAAAAGAAAAAAGAAAAAAAAAACAGCUGCUUAA